UCCACUGCGCAAGUGCGGAAGGGCCCUUGUUUCCGGCGUGGGUCUAGGUGAGCGAGCUUUCCGGCUGGGUUUAAAUUCUACCUGUGAUAGCUUCCCGUUUACCGGUUUAGGCUCGGGCUCGAGGACGUGCAGGCACAGCAGCUACACACAAAAGAUGGGAGAGGAGGCCAAUGAUGACAAGAAGCCAACAACUAAAUUUGAACUAGAGCGAGAAACAGAACUUCGCUUUGAGGUGGAGGCAUCUCAGUCAGUUCAGUUGGAGCUACUGGCUGGCAUGGCAGAAAUCUUUGGCACAGAGCUGACCCGAAACAAGAAAUUCACCUUUGACGCUGGUGCCAAGGUGGCUGUUUUCACCUGGCAUGGCUGCUCUGUGCAGCUGAGCGGCCGCACUGAGGUGGCUUAUGUCUCCAAGGACACCCCUAUGCUGCUUUACCUCAACACUCACACAGCCUUGGAGCAGAUGCGGAGGCAGGCAGAGAAGGAAGAAGAGCGAGGCCCCCGAGUAAUGGUAGUGGGCCCCACUGAUGUGGGCAAGUCCACAGUGUGCCGCCUACUGCUCAACUAUGCAGUGCGUUUGGGGCGCCGCCCGACUUACGUGGAGCUGGAUGUGGGCCAGGGCUCUGUGUCCAUCCCUGGCACCAUGGGGGCCCUCUACAUUGAGCGGCCAGCGGAUGUUGAAGAGGGCUUCUCUAUCCAGGCCCCUCUGGUCUAUCAUUUUGGCUCCACCACACCCGGCACCAACAUCAAGCUUUAUAAUAAGAUUACAUCUCGUCUGGCAGAUGUGUUCAACCAAAGGUGUGAGGUGAACAGGAGGGCCUCCGUGAGUGGCUGUGUCAUUAACACCUGUGGCUGGGUCAAGGGCUCUGGCUACCAUGCCCUGGUGCACGCAGCCUCAGCUUUUGAGGUAGAUGUGGUUGUGGUUCUGGAUCAAGAACGGCUGUAUAACGAACUGAAACGGGACCUGCCCCACUUUGUACGUACUGUGCUCCUCCCUAAAUCAGGGGGUGUGGUUGAGCGCUCCAAGGACUUCCGGCGGGAAUGUCGGGAUGAACGGAUCCGUGAGUAUUUCUAUGGAUUCCGAGGCUGUUUCUACCCCCAUGCAUUCAAUGUCAAGUUUUCAGAUGUAAAAAUAUACAAAGUCGGGGCCCCCACCAUCCCAGACUCCUGUUUGCCUCUAGGCAUGUCUCAGGAGGAUAAUCAACUCAAGCUAGUACCUGUCACCCCUGGCCGAGAUAUGGUGCACCACCUCCUGAGCGUUAGCACUGCUGAGGGCACAGAGGAGAACCUUUCAGAGACAAGUGUUGCUGGCUUCAUCGUGGUAACCAGUGUGGACCUAGAGCAUCAAGUGUUUACUGUCCUCUCUCCAGCCCCCCGCCCGCUGCCUAAGAACUUCCUUCUCAUCAUGGAUAUCCGAUUCAUGGAUCUUAAGUAGAGAUCAGCAAGAAGCCUUGCUGCCUGGGGCAUAGGGAACUUCUGACCAUCACCGAAGGCAGAUGGGCUGAGGCAUGAGAUCUGUUGAGGGCAGGCUGACCAGUAAAUGGUGGACUAGUGGAAAACAUACAUUCUACCUCUUAAAACAUGCGGUGGUAACCUGACUAUUCUGGUCUUGAACCAAAAGGAAAAACCAUCACCUAAGAUGCCAAUUUGAAUUCUCCAAGACUGUGAAUAAUCCUUUAUUGUUCACUGUGCUAUUAAAUAAUAUGGGGACUACUUUUUAGGAGGGUUUUUUAAUUUUUAUUCCUGCUUUAUAGUCUGUUUACAGUACUUGCUAUCUCAUUAAUCCAAGAUGAAAGAGUGACUCUUCCCAGUAAAGUUGAAACUUGGAAAAAAAAAUGUAUUUUAAUAAAUAUUUUUGCCAUACCAUGAAAGUUGGUGAGAUUUUUAAAGUUCAUUCCGUAAGCAUUAUAGUAACAUCGUUGGAAUGACUUACUGUUAACUGCUCAGAGGAGUUGUUGUUGUAGGUGCCAUCGAGUCUGUUCUGACUCAUAGUGACCUUAUGCACAACAGAACGAAACACUGCCCGGUCCUGCUCCAUCCUUAACAAUUGUUAUGCUUGAGCUCAUUGUUGCAGCCACUGUGUCAGUCCACCUCGUUGAGGGUCUUCCUUUUUUCCGCUGACCCUGUACUUUGCCAAGCAUGAUGUUCUUCUCCAGGGACUGAUGCCUCCUGACAACAUGUCCAAAGUAUGUAAGACGCAGUAUCGCCAUCCUUGCUUCUAAGGAGCAUUCUGGUUGUACUUCUUCCAAGGCAGAUUUGUUCGUUCUCUUGGCAGCCCAUGGUAUAUUCAGUAUUCUUUGCCAACACCGCAGUUCAGAGGCGUCAAUAAUUCUUCGGUCUUCCUUAUUCACUGUCCAGCUUUCACAUGCGUAUGAUGUGAUUGAAAAUACCAUGGCUUGGUUCAGGCGCACCUUAGUCUUCAAAGUAACAUCUUUGCUCUUCAGCACUUUAAAGAGGUUCUUUGCAGCACAUUUACCCAAUGCAGUGUGUCUUGAUUUCUUAACUGCUGCUUCCAUAGCCGGUGAUUGUGGAUCCAAGUAAAAUGAAAUCCUUGACGACUUCAAUCUUUUCUCUAUUUAUCAUGAUGUUGCUCAUUGAUCCAGUUGUGAGGAUUUUUGUUUUCUUUAUGUUGAGAUGCAAUUCAUACUGAAGGCUGUGGUCUUUGAUCUUCAUUAGUAACUGGUUCAAGCCCUUUUCACUUUUAGCAAGCAAGGUUGUGUCAUCUGUAUAACGCGGGUUGUUAACGAGUCUUCCUCCAAUCCUGAUGCCCCAAAAGGGAACAACACGCUUGGCAUUUCUCAAGCUGAACUGAAGAAAAAAUUCAAGCCUGGAGUUGCAAUAGAGAAAGAUUCUGUACGGAAAAUAUUAAACGACUCAGGAAGCAUCUAAGGAAGAUGGAAGGAAUACACAGAGUCAUUAUACCAAAAAGAAUUAGUCUUUGUUCAACCAUUUCAAGAGGUGGCAUGUGAUCAGGAACCGAUGGUACUGAAAGAAGAAGUCCAAGAUGCUCUGAAAGCAUUGGCAAAAAACAAGGCUCCAGGAAUUGAUGGAAUAUCAAUUGGGGUGUUUCAACAAACAGAUGCAACGCUGGAGGGGCUCACUCGUCUAUGCCAAGAAAUAUGGAAGACAGCUUCCUGGCCAACUGACUGGAAGAGAUCCAUAUUUAUGCCUAUUCCCAAGAAAGGUGAUCCAACCGAAUGUUGAAAUUAUAGAACAAUAUCAUUAAUAUCACACGCAAGCAAAAUUUUGGUGAAGAUCAUUCAAAAACGGCUGCAGCAGUAUAUCGACAGGGAACUGCCAGAAAUUCAGGCUGGUUUCAGAAGAGGACGUGGAACCAGGGAUAUCAUUGCUGAUGUCAGGUGGAUCCUGGCUGAAAGCAGAGAAUACCAGAAGGAUGUUUACCUGUGCUUUAUUGACUAUGCAAAGGCAUUCAACUGUGUGGAUCAUAACAAAUUAUGGAUAAUAUUGCGAAGAGUGGGAAUCCCAGAACACUUAAUUGUGCUCAUGAGGAACCUUUACAUAGAUCAAGAGGCAGUUGUUUGGACAGAACAAAGGAAUACUGAUUGGUUUAGUCAGAAAAGUGUGGGUCAGGGUUGUAUUCUUUCACCAUACCUAUUCAGUCUGUAUGCUGACCAAAUAAUACGAGAAGCUGGACAAUAUGAGGAAGAAUGGGGCAUCAGGACUGGAGGAAGACUCGUUAACCUGCAUUAUGUGGAUGACACAACCUUGCUUGCUUAGAGGAGGGGAAAGCCAAAAACCCACCUGUGAGCCAAGCAGAUGAGUUUUUAUGAUGAUUUCCCUCCCCUUGCACUAAGAAAUAAAUAAAUAGAUACUAAAUCUGUUGUCAGUGCUGGGUUUACUCUGGGGAAUUGAAAGCUGUUGAUAAACUCUGGGGAUAAGGUUUCAGAUCUAAUCAUUUUACAGAGAUGGCUCAUUUGCUUUCAGUCACAGCUACCUUUUCUAUUGUUUUUUUAGUGGAAUCAGGCCCUACGUCAAAGUGUAAUUUUAGUUUUCUAGUGGUAGGAAGCUGGGGAAGUCCAUUCGCUUUGAUCCCUUGGAAGAGAUUGUUUGGUGUUCCUAGUUUAGACUUGGAUUAUUUAACAAGUGUCUGAUACCAUUCAUUCAUAUAUCCAUUCAUUGUUUCAGUAAAUGAGCACCCACAUUUGCCAGGAGGCAUUCUGAAUAUUGGUGUUGGCGAAGAAUAUCGAAUAUACCAUUGGACUGCCAGAAGAACGGCUAUCUGGUGGUGCAGUGGUUAAGAGAUUGGCUACUAACUAUAAAGUUUGGCAGUUUGAAUCCACCAAUUGCUCCUUGCAAACCCUGUGGGCAGUUUUACUGCGUCCUGUAGGGUCGUUAUGAGUCAGAAUCGAUUUGAUGGCAACAAGAGGGUGCAAGAAUAACAAAUCUGUCUUAGAAGAAGUACACUGAGAGUGCACCUUAGAAACGAGGACAGCGAGACUUAGUCUCAGGUACUUUGGACAUGGUUACGGGUUGAAUUGUGUCCCCCAAAAAUGUGGGUCCGCGUGACUAGGCCAUGAGUCCCAGUACUGUGUGGUUGUUCACCAUUUUGUGAUCUGAUGUGAUUAUCUUGUUUGUUAUAAAUCCUAACCUCUGUGAAGUUAAUAAGGCAGGAUUAGAGGCAGUUACGUUAACAAGGUAGGAUGCUAUAGGAUUAGGUUGUAUCUUAAGUCAGUCUCUUUGAAAUAUAAAAGAAUCAAGCAGAGAGGAGAGGGGCCUCAUUAUCACCAAGCAAAAAGAUCCAGGAGUGGAGCACGUCCUUUGGACCCAGGGUCCCUGUGCUGAGAAGGUCCUAGACGAGGGGAAAGAUUGAUGACAAGGACUUUCUCCCAGAGCUGACAGAGAAAGCCUUGCCCUGGAGCUGGCACUCUGAAUUUGGGCUUCUAGACUCUUAAACUAUGAGAAAAGAAACUACUGUUUGUUAAAGCCGUCAACUUGCGGUAUUUCUCAUAUAGCAGCACUAGAUAACUAAGACAGGCAUGUUAUCGGGGGACUGGUCCCUGGAGAAGGACAUCAUGGCUGGUAAAGUAGAGGGUCAGUGAAAAAGGAAGACUUAAUGAGAUGGAUUGACACAGUGGCUGCCACAAUGGGCUUAAAUGUAGUAGCAACCAUCAUGAGGAUGGCAGAGGACCAGGCAGUGUUUCAUUCUGUUCUACAUAGGGUCACUAUGAAUUGGAACUGACUUAGCAGCACCUAAGGACAACAAUAAUUCUGGUUAGGUACAAGAUAAAAGUCUUAUAGGAGCUUCCAUUACAGAACAAACAAGAAAAAAAGAUAAGUGCUAUGUAGAGACUUAAAAUUGGGUAACAUGAGAGAGUGACUAGAAAGUUAGAUUGGGUGGUCAGGAAAGUCCUCUCUGAGGUAAGACCUGAAAAGGCGUGUGAAGUUUGGAUUAAAACCUGCCUAGUGGUGGAAUCGGUGCAAGAAGCAAAGAAAGGAACAAGCUCGAUGUGCUUGGGGAAGAGAAAAGCUGAUGUGUUUGGAGUGUAGUGAAUCAAGGAGAAAGUGGUACAAGAUGAGGUUGAAGGGAGCAGCAAAGAUCAAAUAAUGUAGAGCUUUGUGAAAUCAGGGUGAAGAAUUUGGAUUUGAUUCUGAGAGCAGUGGGAACCAUGGGGGACGAGGCAGUUAAGGCAAGGAAUGACAUGAUCUAAUAUCCAUUUGGAAAAGAUCACUGUUGGAUGGAGAGUGGAUAUAGAGGCAAGAGUAGAAGCAAGAAGCCUUGAGUGGCCUUAAUGCGAGAAUAAAGGCAGCAGAGAUAGAGCUGAUAAGUAGAUUGCUUCUGGAUACAGGCAGUUCCCAGGUUACUAAUGACUGACUUGUGGACAACUUGUACUUAAGAAUGGACUGCCAUAAUCCAUCAUAUCAAUCCAAUGCUGUCGACUAUUAAAAACUUGAGUUAAAUACAAAGAUUCAUAAUAAUGAAUGCAUGUGCUACUUUGUGACACUCAGGAAAACAUUGCAUGGUGUGGAAGUGUUUCUUAAUUGCUUUCUAUGCAUGUUGUUAGGUGCUGUCCAGUCAGUGCCAACUCAUAGCCACCCUAUGUACAACAGAACAAAACACUGCCUGGUCCUGCCCCAUCCUCAUAAUCCUUGAUAUGUUUGAGCCUACUGUGGCAGCCACAGUGUCAGUUCACCUCGUUGAGGGUCUUACUGUUUUUCGCUGACCCUCUACCAAGCAUGAUGUCCUUCUCCAGGGACUAGUCCCUCCCAGUAUAUCCAAAACAUGUGAUAUGAAGUCUCACCAUCCUCCCUCCUAAGGAGCAUUCUGGCUGCACUUCUUCCAAGACAGAUUUGUUUGUUUUGGCAGUCCAUGGUAUGUUCAAUAUUUGCCAACACCAUAAUUCAGAUGCAUCAAUUUUUCUUGGGUCUUCCUUAGUCAUUGUCCAGCUUUCACAUACAUAUGAGGCGGUUGAAAAUAUGAUGGCUUGGGGCAGGCACACCUUAGUUCUAAAAGUAACAUCUUUGCUUUUUAAUGCUCAAAAGAGGUCUUCUGCAGCAGAUUUGCUUAAUGCAAUAUGUUGCUUUAUUUCUUGACUGCUGCUUCUAUGGGCAUUGAUUGCAGAUCCGAGUAAAAUAAAAUUUUUGACAAUGUCAUUAUUUUCUCUCUUUCUCAUGAUGUUGCUCAUUGGUCCAGUUGUGGGGAUUUUUUUCCUUAUGUUGAGGUGUACUCCUUACUGGAGGCUGUGGUCUUUGAUCUUCAUCAACAAGUACUUCAAGUUCUCUUUGGUUGUGUCAUCUGCAUAUCCCAGAGAGUCUUCCUCCAAUCCUGAUGCUGCGUUCUUCUUCAUAUAGUUCAGUUUUUCAAGAUUAUUUGCUGAGCAUACAUAUUGAAUAAGUAUGGUGAAAGAUACAACCCUGAUGCACACCUUGCCAGAUUUUAAACAAUGUAGUAUCCCCUCGUUCUGUUCAAACGACUUCCUCUUGGUCUAUGUACAGGUUCCAUAUGAGCACAAUUAAGUGUUCUAGAAUUCCCGUUCUUUGCAGUGUUACCCAUAAUUUGUUAUGAUCCACACAGUCGAAUGCAUUUGCGGUAGUCAGUAAAACACAGGUAAACAUCUUUCUGGUAUUCUCUGCAUUCAGCCAGGAUCCAUCUGACAUCAGCAUGAUAUCCCUUUUUCCACGUGCUCUUCUGAACCUGCCUUGAAUUUCUGGCAGUUCCCUUCAGUGUACUGCUGCAACUAUCUGUGAAUUAUCUUCAGCAAAAUUUUACUUGUGUGUGGUAUUAAUGAUAUUGUUGAGUACUUUCCACAUUUUGUUGGAGCAUCUUUCUUUGGAAUGGGUACAAAUAUGGAUCUCUUUCAGUCAGUUGGUCAGGUAGCUCUCUUCCAAAUUUCUUGGCAUAGAUGAGUGAGUGCUUCAAGUGUUGCAUAUCAACAGACUCUAGAGGGAGUGAAAUUAAUGAUGACUGUGUGUUCCUGACGCUAUUUUUUCCUAUAUGUUUUUCAUUUUUCAAAGAAGGAAAAAGGAAGAAAAUGCAAGAGUGAAAUCCUUUUGUAGAUAAGAGGGGAUGGGAUCCAGAGCACAAGGGACUGUCCUUUAACGUGAACAGAAAAAUUCCAUGAAGACAGGAGGAAAGUAUUUUAAAAAAAGAGGUCAUUGGUGAUUUUGGUGCUGAAAAGACAGGGGUACUGUAUUUUUUGCAAAUAGCACACCCACAUAAAUAACACACGCAUAAUGCUAGGAAAUGACAAAAUUAUAUAAAAAAAAUUCUGGCAUAGUGUGCCCAUGCAUAUAACCUGCAUGUCUUGUGACAUUUCUAGAAGUGAAUUUUGGCCUCAUUUAUAUUCUUUGGUUUCAAAAUGGUGCCCCAUUCCCAUUACGAGCCCGUUCAGUUCACUACUGGUUGCACUUGAUUUAGGAAAAUGCUGUUGUUGUUAGGUGCCGUUGAGGCAUUUCUGCCUCAGUGACCCUGCGUACAACAGAGUGAAACAGUGUCCGGUCCUGCGCCGUUCUCACAAUCUUUGCUAUGUUUGAGCCCAGUAUCAUAGCCACUGUGUUAACCCAUCUCAUUGAGAGUCUUCCUUAAGUGAACUUUCCGUGGGAUCAGUUUUAUCCCAGUAACAUUAAAUCUACUGAACAGAAAAAAAAAAAAAUUUGAAGUUAGUAACGGAAAAAAAAAAAAUUGGUAUAAUGUGCUUAUGAAAAUAACAUGGGGUGGGUUACGUAGUUUGCAGAAAAAAAAACAUGCAUGUCAUUUGUGUAAAAAUAUGGUAUUCCUCUCUGAUUACUUCUAAGUCCAAGGGUGGCAUUUUGUUUACAAUGAGCUGUCAUCUAUAGGUGUGAGAAGAUGCAAGUGAAGGGGAUUUGAAAUAGUAUAGACAAGCUACGAUAGACAAACUAUAAUAUUAUUUGAUACUCAUAGCGAAAUAAUUGAAGUUUGGUGGGGUAGAUAGCCCAUUGUCUGAGUCUAGGUUUUACUGUGGAAUACUUUUCAGAAGUGGAUGGCAGUUUAAACCUUGUUUUCUUUGAAACCUUAUUUGAACAUUAUGUUCUAUUAAACAUUGUUUCCAGAAAUUACCUUGCAUGAUACUAGGGAAUAGCAGACACUUGAAAACUGGACAAGAAAAUGAAAUCUCUCUAAACCUUGGAAUUAAUGCCAUUGUUGGUUCUCAUCCAGCUAAGUACUUGGUAUCCGGUAUAAUCUAGCAUACCACAAGAGAUCUUCAGAGUGUGUGGUUGGGUGGUGGAAGGUUGAACUUUCUCCCCCCAUUUAGCACCGUCUAACGAGAAUAUGGAAACCCUGGUGGCAUAGUGGUUAAGUGCUGUGGCUGCUAACCAAAGGGUCUGCAGUUUGAAUCCGCCAGAUGCUCCUUGGGAACUCCAUGGGGCAGUUCUACUCUGUCCUAUAGGGCUGCUAUGAGUGGGAAUCAACUCGACAGCACUGGGUUUGGUUUUUUUAGUUUAACGAGAAUAUAUCACUAUUUACAGGCCGACCAGUGGUGCACUGACUAAGUGCUUGUCUGCUAGCCACAAGGUUGGUGAUUAGAACUCAUCCAGUGGUUCUAGGGGAAAACCACCUGGUGAUCUGCUUUUAUAAACAUUACAGCCUAUAAAGCCUUAUGGGGCAGUUCUGUUCUGUUGCAUGGGGUCACUAGAGUUGUAAAUUGACUCUUUGGCACCUAACAACAACAGCUGGAAGUAGAUCCUUGAGUGACACGUGUGGUUUGCACUUGACUACUACUACCACGCAUCUGUCAGUUUGUCCUACUGUGGUGGCUUGCAUGUUGCUGUGAUGCUGGAAGCCAUGCCACUGGUAUUUUACAUACCAGCAGGGUCACCCAUGAUGGACAAGUUUUACUGGAGUUUCCAGUCUAAGACUAUGAUGAUGAACCUGGCUGUCUCUGAAAAAACUGUCCAGUGAAAACCUUACAAAUAGCAGCGGAACAGUGUCUGAUACAGUGCUGGAAGAUGAGCCCUGCAGGUUGGAAGGCACUCAAAAUAUCACUGGGGAAGAGUUGCCUCUUCAAAAUAGCCUUAAUGACGUGGGUGGAGUAAAACUUUCAGGACCUUAUUUUGUGAUGUGGCAAAACUCAAAAUGAGAAGAAACAGCUGCAAACAUCAUUAAUAAUUGGAAUGUGAAAUAUAAGAAUUAUGAAUCUAGGAAAAUUGGAAAUCCAUCAGAAAUGAAGUGGAACACACAAAGAUCAACAUCCAAGGCAUUUGGGAGCUGAAAUGGAUGGUAUUGACCAUUUUGAAUCAAUCAUAUGGUCUACUAUGCAGGGAAUGACAAAUUGAAGAGGAAUGGCAUCACAUUCAUUGUCAAAAAUAUCUACCCUGAAGUACAACACUGUCAGUGAUAGGAUAAUAUCUAUACACCUACAAGGAAGACCAGUUAAUAUGAAUAUAGUAUGGACUGCCAGAAGAACAAAUAAGUCUUGUCCUGGAAGUAGUAUGAGUGCUCCUUAGAAGCAAGGAUGGCUAGACUUCAUGUCAUGUACUUUGGACAUGUUAUAAGGAGGGACCAAUCCCUGGAGAAGGAUAUCAUGCUUGGUAAAGGGUCAGCAAAGAAGAGGAAGACCCUCAACGAGAUGGACUAACACAGUGGAUGCAACAAUGGGCUCAAGCAUAACAAUUGUGAGAAUGGUGCAGCACCAGGUGGUGUAUUGUUUUGUUGUACAAAGGGUUGCUAUCAGUUGGAAUGGACUGUAUGUCACCUGUCUUGGUUAUCCAGCGCAACUACAACAGAAAUACCACACCUGGAUGGCUUCAACAAACAGAAGCUUAUUCUCUCACAGUCUAGUAGGCUAGAAGGCCAAAUUCAGGGAGUCAGCUCCAGGGGAAGUCUUUCUCUCUCUGUUGGCUCUAGAAGAAGGUCCUUGUCAUCAGUCUUCCCCUAGUGGAGGAGCUUCUCAGUGCAGGAACCCCAGGUCCCAAGGAAGUGCUCUGCUCCUGGCACUGCUUUCAUGGUGGUAUUAGGUUCCCCAUGCGUCUCUGCUUGCUUCCUUCUAAAGACACAAUCCAAUCUUGUAUCUUGAGUCCUGCCUCAUUAACAUAACGAACGGCCUCUAAUCCCAUCUUGUCAACAUCAUCGAGAUAGGAUUUACAACACAUAGGAUAAUCACAUCAGAUGAUAAAAUGGUGGACAAUCACAUAAUACUGGUAAUCGUGGCCUAGCCAAAUUGAUACACAUAUUUCUUGGGGGACAGAAUUCAACCCAUGACAGCAUGUAACAACAAAUUGUUUUACAGAUUUCGUUUAUUGGUACACGCUGCCAUUAAAAAGAGAAUUCUGCAGUAUGUUGUAAUAAAUGGUGGAUUGAAGCCCCAUGCAAGAAUAAAUUAGAACCUCAGAUACAGGCCCUGUCAGAGGAAGAACUAGACUAGACCUGGAAAUUAAGAGAAAGUAGACCUUUGUCCUUUAGUUUGCUGCUUAAUACUAAAAUUUAAGAGCCACAGUUAAACUAGCAACAUUUGAUCCAAACCCUAAGGCAGAUCACACUUUACAGGUGAGGAACCUUGGCUUCAGAGAAGUGGUUGGUGGACCAUCUUGUAGAAAGACUACUAUUAACAGCUAGAACUGCUUUCAAAAGAGAAAUGGCUUGGAGUUGAGUGAGAGAACACCUUGUGUAGCUCUCCGGAUUAGAGCUGUUGUGGGCUAACUGAGGCAAAGUUUGGUGCUGUGAUAAACGGAGAGUUGGCCAGCAGUUCGCCAGGACAGGAGCUUCCAGAGAACCUUUUCCGUGGGUGAGAUUAAGGACGAGGAGGACCAUUCCUCAAGACGGCUCCCACUCGGGAGGGCAGUCACCACCGCAGAUAGCGCGCACCCAGGCUCGCGACCGCUGUCUUUCCCCUUCCUCCCGGGUCUUUGGCAGCAGUUUUGGCCCACAUUGGCUCUUUUAGCUCUGCUUCCCUUCCAUAUAGGAGCCACAGUCCAGCCCAUUCUAUUACCCAGGGAGUCUGCCAGUACCAGGGAAUUCGCCCGGUGAGGGGCUUCUCCAUCAAGAUUGUUUUAAAUAAAGUUCUCCAUAGCAAAAAAAAAAAAAAAAGUAAAUCGCCACACAACUGACCAAUGUAGGAAGGAGUGAAGCAGGAAGAGGGUGGGACCUAUCGGUAAUUGGUUACACUAGACGUCCGUCUGGACUGUGCCACACUUACUUAGAGGUUUGGUUAACUCGAGCGAGUAGUUGGUUACUUUCGAUCACUUCUAGUGUACAGACAUAAUCUUUUUAACUUCCGAAGGCCGUGUCCUACAUACAGUAAGAAGAGAAAAUAGACUGUAGGCAAAGGGAAGACUUGUUCGGCCAUUUCUCUAUUCCUGACUCCUGCGUAGUAAGCCAAUCCUCCUCUCCCUGUCGCCUGAGGAACCCGAGGGCCGUGCGCGCGCGCCCUCGUUUUCUCGCGUGCGUGCGGCGCUGUCCUCGUAUAGCCAAUCAGACCGCGAGGUCGCCGCGGUCGCUGGGGUUCGCGCGCACGCUCCAGAGCGGAGUUGGGAGGGGGUUAUGGGUGAAUGGGAGAGUGAGCGGGGGCGGGCGCGGC
Molecule: messenger RNA, 11990 nt
Organism: Loxodonta africana (African savanna elephant)
Lineage: Eukaryota; Metazoa; Chordata; Mammalia; Proboscidea; Elephantidae
Gene: CLP1
Product: cleavage factor polyribonucleotide kinase subunit 1
Exons: 3
Coding region: 155-1432 (425 amino acids)
Biological process (GO): tRNA splicing, via endonucleolytic cleavage and ligation
Cellular component (GO): nucleus; mRNA cleavage factor complex
Molecular function (GO): polynucleotide 5'-hydroxyl-kinase activity
Source: RefSeq, a predicted model, not a curated record